AUGGCGACGCCGCCACCUGAUCAAUCCUCCUACAUUUCCUCGUACAACCGCAUCCUCGCAAUGAGAGAGCAUCAAGCCGAGCAAUUUGCUAAAGUGAGCAAAUGCUUCGACCGCAUCCUGAGCUCGAAGCCGAGUCACCCCGACAUCCCGGUCGAAGAGCUGCAGAUGAUGUUCAGAGCCAUGAAGAGAGAGACCGACGCGAAGCAGAGAGAGCUGAGAGACGAAAUCGACGAGAAUAGGCAGAUACUGUCCGAGUUGAGUCCGCAUCAUCUUCAGGAGUUCGACGAACAUUUUGAUUCCCUUCAGUUUGAAGAGCAACUCAACCGCGCCGGUCAGGAGAUAUAUGCAUUGGACGACAAGCUGCGCGCGCUCGAACGAGGACCUGGGGUCGAAAGCUCUCAAAUUGCGGACCCUGAAAAGAUUCGCCACGACUUCAAGGGCAUUGUGACUCAGACGGACACAAAGUCUGAGACGUCAUUCACAUCAUCUAGCAACUGA
Molecule: messenger RNA, 498 nt
Organism: Fusarium falciforme
Lineage: Eukaryota; Fungi; Ascomycota; Sordariomycetes; Hypocreales; Nectriaceae
Exons: 2
Coding region: 1-498 (165 amino acids)
Source: RefSeq, a predicted model, not a curated record